Molecule: messenger RNA, 591 nt
Organism: Phytophthora nicotianae INRA-310
Lineage: Eukaryota; Oomycota; Peronosporomycetes; Peronosporales; Peronosporaceae
Exons: 1
Coding region: 1-591 (196 amino acids)
Source: RefSeq, a predicted model, not a curated record
AUGGAGCUCCUUGAAACUAUUCAGAGAGAUGUUCUUAAGCAAAUGGAGGUGGAGGCGGUCAACCUGUUUUCCCGAGUUGAAGAUUUCCGUGAUUUCAUCAUAUUUACACGUCCUAUGGCGGACGAUGGUGUUACUCUAAAGCUAUGCUGCAUUUUGACAAAGCGUCUGAAAGGCAUCAAUGGAACUCGCGUUAUUCUAGUUGAUGCAAUGAAGCGUGUUGUCACUGGUGAAACAUCAUAUCCAGAGAAGCAGAAGUUUGUGCAGGUGAUCGUCUGUGAUGACAAAAUGAAAAGCGCUCCUGGUAGGAAUGAAAACAUGGUAUUCCGUGUUGAUAGUCUGUACGUAAUCCAGCAUGUUGAAUUCGUCGGGAUAAAUGAUGGGGUAGCGAAGGGGAGUGUGCAGUUUGAGAUCGGCGACCGCGACAAGAAUCGUGAAAUUGGACCACCAGUCAAGAGACAAAAACUAUCUGCAGAGGGCUCGCCGCAAUCUGCUACCCGCAAGUCGCUAUUAUUUCCGUGUGCCAUCGAGAACGAUGUUGAAAUGGCAACGGCAAACAAGCCAGUGACGAUGCGCAGCAAGCGACACCCAUGA